This is a messenger RNA of Seriola aureovittata, 4201 nucleotides long. RefSeq names its product liprin-beta-2-like. The record is from RefSeq and is a predicted model, not a curated record. Gene Ontology annotation, molecular function: protein binding. Gene Ontology annotation, biological process: neuromuscular junction development; receptor recycling. The transcript is spliced from 29 exons. NCBI's taxonomy places the organism in Eukaryota, Metazoa, Chordata, Actinopteri, Carangiformes, Carangidae. Gene Ontology annotation, cellular component: presynaptic active zone. The coding region runs from base 1150 to 4068 and encodes 972 amino acids.
ACGGAGCUUUAUGCACAACUUUUAAGACACUUUAAACAGCUUGUGAUGGACUGAAUAGUCACGAUAUUCAUAAUUGUGUGUGCGUGCCUGUGUGUGUGCGUGUGUGUAAAUGAAGCUGUCAUUCAGACAAAUGGCCGACAUUGUGAUGGUGAACGGUUUUGUAAAAUACACAGAAAAUGGGAACCUGAGCAAAUGGGUUUAAACAUCAGAGUCACAGAGACAGACAGAUGGGGAGAGGGGGGAGGUAAAGAGAGAGAGAGGGGGAGAAAGUCUUUCACUCCUGCAGACAGUGUUUUGAAGUCUCCAGGCACUGUGAGUGUAACUUAAUUAAAAAGAGCACAAGCGAGGGGGAGAGAGAUCUGGCAUGGUUCGUGUUUGUGCUGACAUUACAGCCUGUUGCUGCUUUGUUUGUGUGUCGGACAUUAGAUGCUGCUGAUGUGUGUGAGGGAGCGACAGAAAGCGAGAGAGAGAGAGAGAGAGAGAGAGAGAGAGUCGGAUUAGACUCAGAUGCAAACAGAUGACAGGAAAAGAAGAAAAACACCACCCCCCUCCUUCCUGGGCUCGGCCAUUUGGCUGUCAGACGGACCUCAGAAAGGAGGGAGAAGAAAAGAGGGGAAGCGGCUCUGAAGUAAAGAAAAGAAGAAAAGAGGGGAGGGGGGCAGGAACAAGGUAAAAGAGGAGAGGAGCAACAACUCCAACCAGAACAGAGAGAGAAAGAGAGAGAGAGGAGGGUGAGGAGGAGGCAGCGAGUGUCUGAUGAAAAGAGAGAGAAGUGAGAGAAAGUGGAGAGAGCAAAAGAGAAAGAAAAGAGUGAUAGUAAAAGGAAGGAAAAGAAGAAAGAAGUACUGGAGGAGGAAGAGAAGGAGGGAGGACUAAACACGGGGGAGUUCUCCCGCUCAGGAGGCAGCGAUCGUAAAACGCCCUCCUCCACAGCUGUGAACAUUGCUGUCACACACACACACACACUCACUCACACACACUUGCUUGACAGUACUCACAUGCUACAAACUCAAGAACACACUCUUUCUUUGUCCUGUCUGUGGACUGUGUCUACACACACACACACACUCACACACACACACAUACUAAUACUGAUAAAAUCGGACAUAAACCCAGAGGAAAAAGGCAGGGCAGCGAUGGGCUGGGAGCAUGGAGACUCCUAUUGACUUCUACAGGCACUUCUCCUGGCUCAAAAAGGUGAACCUGUGUUCUCCAGCCAACAAUGAAUCCUACCAAGAGCGACUGCUCCGCCUAGAGGGAGACAAGGAGUCUCUGGUGCUACAGGUGAGCGUUCUGACGGACCAGGUGGAGGCUCAGGGAGAGAAAAUCAGAGAUCUGGAAAGUUCUCUGGAGGAACACCGGCAGAAACUGGCCUCCACUGAGGAGAUGCUGCAACAGGAGCUGAUAAGCAGGACCUCUCUAGAAACUCAGAAGCUGGAUCUGAUGGACGAGGUGUCCUACCUCAAACUGAAGCUGGUUAGCAUGGAGGAGACGCACACCAACACACACCCACAAGAUCCUACGGACACAAAGCAGAACAAGGCUGAGUGUGUGGUAAAUCUCAUCAGUGAGCUCCAGGAGCAGAUGUGCAGGUUUCAGGCAGAGAUCAGCACUCGCAUCCAGGAGAAACGGGCCCUGGAGGAGAGGGAGGCCCAGCAGGGGGAGCCCACAGGCAGCCAAGCCCAGGGCCACCGCCCUCAGCUCGAGUUAGCCGGCUCAGGCCUUAGCCUGUCUGGCUCUGACGCCUGGAUGCACAAUGGAGGACAGACUGUACACGAUUUGUUACAAGAAGUGAAGCAGCUGAAAAGCAAAGUGGAGGAGUUGGAAGGAGAGAAGAGCCAAUAUGAGAGAAAACUAAGAGCAACCAAGGCUGAAAUCUCAGAGCUGCAGCAGCUCCUGGCCUCCAAAGACGCAGAGAUCGAGUGCCUGCAGACCCAGCUGCUGGCCAGAGACGGCACGGCCAAUGACAACGCAGAGAGAGACCAGGAAUACCAGAGGCUGAAGGUGGGGAUGGAGUCUCUGUUGGCUUCAAAUGAUGAAAAGGAUCGUCGUAUAGAGGAGUUGACCGUUCUGCUUGGCCAAUACAGAAAGAUGAGGGAAGUCAUGGCUCUCACUCAGGGGAGCAGUGAAGAGGAGCUGACUGGCAGUUUAAAACUCAGAGCCAUCACACACAAAGCACACUCAGAUAUCCUGAGGUCAGAGAUGUCGUCAAGAGGAUCUUCUCCACUUAUGUUAUCUUCAUCCCCUUACCAGAGAGAAUUGGACAUAAGUAUCCAGAACUCCAUGGACACGUCGUUGGUGUCGUCCGGAGAAACAAGCUUCUUAAACGGAUCGUGGCAUCAGCGCAGGUUGCUGUCCAGCAGUCUUGAAGAGUUACAGAGUGGAUUUUUACAAAAGGCCGUAGAGAUCCAGCCAGCUGAAAGUGAAUCAGAUGUGGGGGCAGAGAAUCCUCAAAUGGAGCUGAGCAAGUACCAGACUCUGCCGGGGAAACUGAGUAAGAAGAGUGAGCUGAGGGUUGAGCUGAAUGGAGACGGAGAGUAUUUAUCUCCCGUCCAGCUCUCUCCUGUUCACAGCAACGACCAGGGCUACAGACUGAUUCGCUGCAGGAGCGCCAGUGCUCCGGCUUUAGGAUCUCCUGGAAAACAUGACCUCUAUGAUGUUGGGCCUCCAGAGAAGCUGGAGGAGAGCGUCCUUUCAGACCAGUCCCCCCUGUCCUCUGGAGUGGACUCUGGACAACAGUCGCCUGUCUCACCAGAGAACAGGAAGACUCACAGAGGCAUUAAGAAACUCUGGGGGAAGAUCCGCCGCAGCCAGUCAGGUAGUCCUGUCCAGGUUCACGACCCAGAGCUGGGAGAGUUCAAGAGGGGAGGCUUCAGAGCCACAGCUGGGCCACGACUGGCUCGUCCAGGGAACACACGAGACCUGAAGAUGCCUUUUUCCAAGUGGAGCUCGGAGCAGGUGUGUGACUGGAUCGAGGACAUUGGACUCAGUCAGUACAGCGUCCUCGCUCGCCAAUGGGUCACCAGCGGUCAGACUCUACUGUCGGCCACCCCGCAAGACCUGGAGAAGGAGAUGGCAAUGAAGAAUCCGCUCCACAGGAAGAAGCUCCAGUUAGCCAUCAAGACGCUGAGCAGCAAGCAGCCGGAGAAGUCCGCAGAGCUCGAUUACGUCUGGGUCACUCGUUGGCUCGAUGACAUCGGACUCCCUCAGUACAAAGAUCAGUUUAAUGAAGGAAGAGUGGACGGACAGAUGCUGCAGUACCUCACUGUGAAUGACUUGUUAUUCCUAAAAGUGACGAGUCAGCUCCAUCACCUCAGCAUCAAGUGCGCCAUUCAUGUCCUCCAUGUCAACAAGUUUAACCCUAACUGCCUCAAACGCAGGCCCAGCAAUGAGAACCAGUUCACUCCCAACGAGGUGGUCCAGUGGUCCAACCACCGAGUUAUGGAGUGGCUGAGAUCAGUGGACCUGGCGGAGUACGCACCAAACCUGAGGGGCAGCGGCGUGCAUGGAGGGCUGAUAAUGCUGGAGCCUCGGUUUAACUCCGACACGAUGGCGAUGCUCCUGAACAUCCCUCCUCAGAAAACACUGCUGAGACGCCACCUAACCACCAACUUCAACAGUCUGGUGGGAGAACAGGCACAGCAGGAGAAGAGGGAGUACACUGAGGCGGUGGGUUACACCCCACUCAGCAUCACGGCCAAAGUUAAGCCAAAGAAGUUGGGCUUCUCUAACUUGACUCACCUCAGGAGAAGACGAGCGGACGAAUCCACAGAUUACGUCUGUCCCAUCGAGUCGUCCUCCCCACAGUCGGGACAGUCUGUGGUGAACGGGGUGCAGAUGCGUCCCUACGCCGGCUUCAGAGGCCUGAGUCCCAUCCUGGACAGAGAGCCCGACCGCUCCAGGGACCAGAUGGCGAUUACAGAGGGUACCAUGUUGCAAAUAGAAGCUCUGUCUGAAAGCAUCAACAACCUCACACAGGGCAGGGGACAGGAGCGGAGGGCAGAUAGUGGACUUGGAACUACAGAAACUUUGAGACCCAUCCUGUGUAUCAGGGAGACCACUCUCUGAACUCCUGCCCUCCAUCAUAAGUCCACCAUGGGCCAGACCAUCAGCAAACCCACUUCUAACCCCUCACAGAGCUCAAAAUUCUUCUUCUCUUUGAGACGCACCCCAACCAGCCAACCGACCGUCGAUCGGAACA